UUCGGGGCUUAGCAGACUACUAAAAUCGAUGGCUACAGAUUCGAAGGCAAUGGAUGCUUCUUCCGACGGAGAAGCUCUCGAAGUAAAAAACUCGGAUCACAAUGAAGAAGAGAACUUUCAGCCUCAAACAGGAGAAGGAGCCAGUCCUGGAAAGAUAUUCAUUGGAGGUUUAGCAAAAGAGACAACUUCUGUACAAUUCACCAAGCAUUUUGGUAAAUAUGGUGAAAUGACGGAUUCCGUCAUAAUGAAAGAUCGAAGAACAGGGCAACCACGUGGGUUUGGAUUUGUGACUUAUGCAGAUCCUUCCGUGGUAGAUAAAGUCAUUCAGGACACUCAUAUUAUCAAUGGGAAACAGGUUGAAAUCAAGCGGACCAUACCAAAGGGAGCCAUUGGCUCUAAGGAUUUUAGGACGAAGAAGAUCUUUGUGGGUGGAGUUCCUACAACUGUAACAGAAGAUGAGUUUAAGGACUUCUUUGCAAAGUUUGGAGAGGUCAAGGAGCACCAGAUCAUGCGGGACCAUGCCACCAGUCGUUCUCGUGGCUUUGGAUUUAUUACGUUUGACACUGAGAAAGAUGUUGAUGAUCUCUUGGCCAAGGGGAAUAAACUUGACCUAGCCGGAGCUCAGGUGGAAAUCAAGAAGGCUGAACCAAAGAAAGGAUCGAAUGUGCCUCCAUCAGUACCCAAGCGUUUUAACGAUCCUAGGCCCACUUUUGGUGGUGGGUUUGGAGAUGGUUAUGGUGGAUUUGGUGGUGGCAGCGGUGGCUUCGGUGCUAGUUCUUAUAGGUCAGGAGGGGGUUAUGGGGGUAGACCCAGUGCAUUUGGUGGAUAUGGUGGAACUGAGUUUGGUGGUGGUUAUGGAGGAUAUGGUGGUAGUGGCUUAGGAUCUUAUAGGGGAGAUCCCUCCCUAGGAUACUCUGGCGGCUAUGGUGGAAGCUUUGGUAGAGGUUAUGAUUUAGUAGGUGCUUAUGGUAGUGCAGCUGAUGGCUAUGGAGGAUACGGAAGUGGUGCCAGUGGUGGCUAUGGCAGUGCUUAUGAUUCCAGCCUUGCAGGUGGUUAUGGAGGUAGCAGUGGAGGGUCGUUAUAUGGGAAUAGAGGGGCUUAUGGAGGUAGUGGAGGUGGUCGUUACCAUCCUUAUGCGAGGUAGCUGAGGGCCAUGAAGCAAGGCCAUUGUGAUCAUCCAGUGCAAUAUUAAGAUUUCAGUCUGUAGAUUGAAGCCAUCUUACUCCACUGCGAUAUGAGAAGACACUUUCUUACUCUGCAGGGAGGCAAGGAAGCAAGGCCUUUGGUUAUGCGGAUGGUUACCCUUAAGUUUUUUUCUGUCUGAUUACAGUUUGUCUCUCUGAAGGGAGAGUUACUUCAGCCGUUUCUUCAUUGUUUCUCACUCUUUCUCCCUGGGGACUACCAGGAUGGGCCUUUAUUUGUAUCUCUUUUUCUUCUUUUUUUACAACUGCCAUAAAGGAGAAAAUAGAU
This is a messenger RNA of Telopea speciosissima, 1470 nucleotides long. Its product is annotated as heterogeneous nuclear ribonucleoprotein 1-like. Gene Ontology annotation, cellular component: nucleoplasm. Lineage: Eukaryota; Viridiplantae; Streptophyta; Magnoliopsida; Proteales; Proteaceae. The transcript is spliced from 6 exons. Gene Ontology annotation, biological process: regulation of gene expression. Bases 29 to 1144 code for a protein of 371 amino acids. The record is from RefSeq and is a predicted model, not a curated record. Gene Ontology annotation, molecular function: RNA binding.